Molecule: messenger RNA, 165 nt
Organism: Pochonia chlamydosporia 170
Lineage: Eukaryota; Fungi; Ascomycota; Sordariomycetes; Hypocreales; Clavicipitaceae
Exons: 1
Coding region: 1-165 (54 amino acids)
Source: RefSeq, a predicted model, not a curated record
AUGAACCAUAAGAGGGUGUCAAGGGUCCGCCAAGCACUCCACAGCAUCAGCCACAGGCAUUUUGGACGACAAUCUAAUAACACAUCGAUGAGCCAAAGUUUGAGACAUUGGUGGAAACCCAACACCUGUUCCUCUCAGCACUGUCAUGGAUCAAGCAAUCUUUGA